Molecule: messenger RNA, 2387 nt
Organism: Ciona intestinalis (vase tunicate)
Lineage: Eukaryota; Metazoa; Chordata; Ascidiacea; Phlebobranchia; Cionidae
Source: RefSeq, a predicted model, not a curated record
CAUUGACGCGUGUUCAACUGACAUUUUUGCCACGAACCUUCCAAGAAUUCGUAUUCCGAUUCAGUCGCUCACUGUUGAUAAGAUUGUUUUGUUGUUUAAUUAGUAGUUAAGAAACAUGGCGGACAGUAGUUGUAACGGAAAACGAAAAAACGGAGAUUCUUGCGACACGGAAACAAAAAAGCAAAAGAAAACAGCGUUGGUUACCGGCAUAACUGGUCAAGAUGGUUCUUACCUGGCCGAACUACUCAUCGAAAAAGGUUACGAGGUUCAUGGUAUAAUACGAAGAGCUAGUCAGCCAAACACAGCACGGAUAGAACAUCUGUAUGCAGAUCGAGCAACACACAAAGAGGGGAGCAUGAAACUGCAUUAUGGUGAUCUCACUGAUAGUAGUUGUCUCGUUAAAAUCAUUAAUCAGGUUAAACCAAAUGAGAUCUACAAUCUCGGUGCAAUGAGCCACGUGAAGGUGUCGUUUGAUUUAGCUGAAUAUACAGCAGAUGUUGAUGGGGUUGGUACGUUAAGGUUGCUUGAUGCUAUACGAACUUGUGGAAUGAGCGACUCAGUAAGGUUCUAUCAAGCUUCAACAAGUGAGAUGUUUGGAAAGGUCCAGGAAAUCCCGCAAAAAGAGACGACCCCGUUUUACCCUCGAUCCCCGUAUGCUGCCGCAAAGGUGUACGCAUACUGGAUAGUUGUGAACUACCGUGAGGCGUAUGGCAUGCACGCAAGUAAUGGUAUUCUGUUUAACCAUGAAAGCCCAAGAAGAGGUUUUAACUUCGUGACGAGGAAAAUUACGCGGAGUGUCGCGAAGAUACAUCUAGGAUUACAAGAAUUGAUAACUCUUGGUAACCUUGAUUCGAAGCGUGAUUGGGGUCAUGCACGUGAUUAUGUGAAAGGGAUGUGGAUGAUGAUGCAGCAUGAUGAACCAGGAGAUUAUGUUUUAUCGACCAACGAGACACACAGUGUACGAGAGUUUGUUGAGAAAUCGUUCAAGCACAUCGGGGUGGAACUUGAAUGGCAAGGAGAGGGUGUGAAUGAGAUUGGUGUAGAUAAAUCUACAGGGGUUAAGCGAGUUCAAAUAAGUGAGCGAUAUUAUCGACCCACCGAAGUUGAAUUUCUUCUCGGAGAUUAUUCCAAAGCUAAGAAGGUUCUUGGUUGGUCACCUGAUAUUAAGUUUAACGAGUUGGUGAAAGAAAUGGUGGAAGCUGAUAUCAAUCUCAUGAAGAAAACACCAAAUGCUUAAAUCAUAAACUUGGGACUUCGGGGUCAUGAACUUAUGACUUCGGGGUCAUGAACUUAUGACCUCGGGUCAUGAACUUGUGACUUCGGGGUCAUGAACCCGUGACCGCAGGGGUCAUGGUUUUACAGUUUUUUGCCCUGUUUAUAACCUAUUGCUUGUAUCUAUCUGCUUUAAGGUACCUUAGUAGCUUAAUGUAAAUUCUCAAUCUAUACACACUCUCAUGUUACUUGAUUUUUUUUACUUCAAACACAAGUUAUUUGUUCUUCAAAAAAUUUUAACUUCAUUUUUUUAAGCAGUUUUCAUUGUGAUAUAACUUCAACUAUUCACCUUAUGUCUUCAUGAUAACAUUGUCUUCAAUAUGAGUUGUUUCAGCAAAAUGUCUCGUUUUUUUGUGGGUUGGAAAAUUGUUCCUGUUAAAACUUAUUUACCUUUAAACACCUGAAAUAAUCGGUGCAGCUAUUUCUUACUGUUUAACACUAUUUAUAUAACUUUGGCUUAUAUAACUAUAUAAAUUAUAACUUUUAUAUAUUUAGCAAAAUUUCAAUUAGAAAAUAAACAAUUUAUAAAUCACCUGAAAAAUGGUGCAACCUGUUCAAAAUUAUUGUUUUAACAACUUUUCACAAACUACUUGUCUAUAUAGUAGGUUGGGGUAAGAUGGUCAAUCUUUUCAUUUUAUUUUCUGGUAUCAUUUUAUAUUAAACAAAAAAUUGACCAUUUUAUAAAACUGUAUCCUCACGAUUCUAAAGAUGUUGUUAAUUGUUGAAACACGAUUAAGAAAUAUGGGAUAUUAUUUGCAAACAGUACCCAUCUUACCCCACAAUACUAUAUUUCUCUUUUCAACUGAACAAUCUAAGCCAUUUUAUUUCAACGAUUAUUUCUUCAUGAAGCUUAUUAUGCAGUUCUGUAGCUUAUUUAGGACCGUGUGUUUUACCCAGCACUUUAUAAUAUAAACUGUCUCUCCACAAAACCGUUUGUGACGUAACAAACCAAACUAACGACUUCCUUUUCCAGUAUGGUGCUCUGUUACCUUAUAUAUACAUGGGCGUUCUAUAUAUUGAUAACAAUUCCAUAUUUCCAGUGUGUUUGUUCCGUGUUGUAUAUACCGUGUGUAGGAUUAGCAGUAAUUGAUAUAAUAAAAGCUGAAGCUAGUUCA